GGCUGCUGUGUGCCUAAUAGGAAAUAGUAAAAGCAGUGAGGCAGGUCAUUUUGGGAGCGAUUAUAUUCCAGCCCUGGUCACCACAUACACGGAGAGCAGGAGCGGGGAGCGCACGGCUGAGCGGCGACGGCGACAUGAGGGCGGCGUAGAGACACCGGCGGCGACGGCAGCGGCGGGAGCAGCGCCCCGUGCCCGCGCCCCCGCCUGUCUCGGCCCCCUCCCCAAUGAGCUCCUACUUUGUCAACCCGCUGUACUCCAAGUACAAGGCGGCUGCGGCGGCGGCAGCGGCGGCGGCGGGGGAGCCCAUCAAUCCCCCGUACUACGACUGUCACUUCGCGCCCGAGGUGAGCGGCCGCCACGCCGCCGCCGCUGCCGCCGCCGCCUUGCUCUACGGGAACGGCGCGGCUGCCGCCGGCUUCCAGCACGCCGCGCACGGCGGGGCGGGGGGCGGCGGCGGCGCGGUCGCGGACUUUUACCACCCGGCCGGGGGGAGCCCCACGGCCGCCUACCAGCCACCUCCUCCUCCCCCCGCCGCGCCUCCGCCUCCUGCCCCCUGCAGCGGGGUUACCUGUCACGGGGAGCCCGCUAAAUUUUACGGAUACGAUAACUUACAGAGACAGCAGAUUUUUACGACACAGCAAGAGGCCGAGCUGGUACAAUAUCCUGACUGUAAAUCGUCCAGUGCUAAUAUUGGCGAGGAACCAGACCACUUAAAUCAGAGCUCGUCUCCUGCUCAAAUGUUUCCCUGGAUGAGACCACAAGCGCCGGGUAGGAGGAGAGGAAGACAAACAUACAGCCGAUUCCAGACUCUAGAGCUGGAAAAGGAGUUCCUCUUUAACCCCUAUCUGACCAGGAAGAGGAGGAUCGAGGUGUCCCACGCACUAGGACUCACCGAAAGGCAGGUAAAGAUCUGGUUUCAGAAUAGAAGGAUGAAAUGGAAAAAAGAGAACAACAAGGACAAAUUCCCUACUUCCAGACAGGAGGGAAAGGAAGGGGAAGCCAAAAAGGAAGCACAUGAUCUCGAAGAAGACAGAGCUGAAGGCCGGACAAAUUAAAUUUGGCCCUCAAAGCUUUUGUGAAAGGCUAUCAAAAAUAACCAGCGCCAUAGACAGAUAUCUCGGCCCGUCCCCCUGGGACGUGUCCCUCCACUUGACAUUUAUUUGCCUCGGGUCUUUCAGUUGCUUGUGAUUUUGUUUUGUUUUUUAAAGUAUUCGGAACAAUCUCUAGUUUUAACAGUUAAUCUACUUAUUUUGGAAAUUUGAUACAGAGUUUGUAGCAGUACAUUUCUAAUUAUAUAUAUAUAUUUUAAUCUUAAAAGACGGUGAUUGCAAGAAACGACAUAAAGUUCCUAAUAAUAAAUACCAAUAAGCAAGACAUUUAAGAAUGCUUUAUUAAUCAAGACAAGUGCACUUGUACUAUUUUAAUUAUUAUUCUUAUCUUAUAUUGGAUAAAUUAAAGAAAUUUAAUAAAUAAAAGAUCUCAUAAAUAUAUUUAACCUUUUGCUAUUCAUAUUGGAUUAAAAUAAACCAAAUUUAUUUAAAAAA
Columba livia (rock pigeon) is the source of this 1544-nucleotide messenger RNA. It is a transcript of the gene HOXD8, whose product is annotated as homeobox D8. Lineage: Eukaryota; Metazoa; Chordata; Aves; Columbiformes; Columbidae. Gene Ontology annotation, biological process: regulation of transcription by RNA polymerase II. The coding region runs from base 225 to 1055 and encodes 276 amino acids. Gene Ontology annotation, molecular function: RNA polymerase II transcription regulatory region sequence-specific DNA binding; DNA-binding transcription factor activity, RNA polymerase II-specific. The record is from RefSeq and is a predicted model, not a curated record. The transcript has 2 exons. Gene Ontology annotation, cellular component: nucleus.